AUGAGAGAUCACCUGUUAAUCCUCCUGCUCUUCAUGUGCAUUAACGCCAAUUCGUCUUCUUGGAAAAUGGGGUUUUUACGAAAUGCAUUGAGCAGAGUUAAGACUUCACUGGACAAAGAUCGCCUUGUUGCUAUAAGAAAGGAUUUUUAUUCACUAAGAAGUAAGAUUGCUGCAAAGCUUGCACUAAGCCCAAUACAAAAAGCUGCUUUGGCUGAGAAUCUGAAGAAGCUGAUCCACAUACAAAAGGCUCGACUAAAUGAUGUUGGGAACACGAUUGUCGAAGUAAACGAAAAGGCGCAGAUAGGAGAAUUGUUGUAUCAAGGGGAUAUAGUCUUAACAGACCAACAGGCGAAAGAGAUCCUAGAUGCAGCGAAAGGGAAACGGGAACGACGACAGGCGUAUCGCAAUGGGAAGUAUCCCUAUACUACUUGGCUUUUCGGAGUUUUUUAUUCAUUCCACGCCAAUGCUAGUGCCCGGAUAAAGCGUGUUUUCAAAAAAGGUGCAAUGGAAUGGCAAAAGGAAUCCUGCAUCGAUUUUAUCGAAAGCCCUAAGGCACCAGGACGCAUUGAGUUGAUUAGCGAAGAUGGAUGCUGGUCAUAUGUGGGCAAUAGACACAAGGUGCAGCCUCUCUCAUUAGGCAAGGGAUGUGAAAAUGUGGGCGCCGCCGCACACGAAAUUGGUCAUUCCCUGGGUAUGUUCCAUACUCACUCAAGACAUGACAGAGACGACUUUAUCACUCUCAACACGCAAAACAUUAAGUCCAAGUACCUUGAUCAGUUUGAAAAAGCGACCCCGGAGUUAAAUGACAAUUAUGGCAUAACGUAUGACUACGGUAGCAUUAUGCACUACGGAGCGUCAGGUUUUGCAAAUGAAGGAACAUACUCCAUGGUACCACUUGAUUCGGAUUACACCCAAACACUUGGCUCCCCCUUCAUUUCUUUUUACGAAAAGCUUAUGAUGAACAUACAUUACAAUUGUCUAGAAAAGUGCGGUAAAAAUGCCAAAGCAGCAAAAUGUUCUAUGGGCGGCUUUCCGAACCCUCGCGAUUGCCGCAUAUGUGUUUGUCCAAGCGGCUACGGAGGCAAACUCUGCAAUAAGAGGCCAUCGGGAUGCGGAAAAACCUUGAAAGCUAAACCAUCACCUGAGAAACUCGUGGACGUCUUGGGAGAUGAUUCAAAAGAGAAAAGAGAGAGAGAAGAUUUCAUGUUUUGCCACUACUGGAUUCAGGCGCCAAGAGAAAAGAAAGUGGAGGUCAAGAUGAUGGGCUUCACCGGCGGUAUAGCAAGUGAUGGAUGUUAUUAUGGGGGAGUUGAGAUAAAGGCUCAUAAAGACCAGCGUCUUACUGGAUACAGAUUCUGUGCUCCUGAGAAUGCUGGGAAAACAUUAGUAUCACACUCAAAUCUAAUGCCUGUAAUCACCUACAACAGGGUCAACAAAACCACUACAAUAUUGCAGUACCGUUCCAGUGUAUAA
Molecule: messenger RNA, 1473 nt
Organism: Cylicocyclus nassatus
Lineage: Eukaryota; Metazoa; Nematoda; Chromadorea; Rhabditida; Strongylidae
Source: the annotation of a GenBank genome assembly